Messenger RNA from Sphaerulina musiva SO2202, 240 nucleotides. RefSeq lists its product as uncharacterized. Bases 1 to 240 code for a protein of 79 amino acids. NCBI's taxonomy places the organism in Eukaryota, Fungi, Ascomycota, Dothideomycetes, Mycosphaerellales, Mycosphaerellaceae. The transcript is spliced from 2 exons. The record is from RefSeq and is a predicted model, not a curated record.
AUGGCCAGAUCUCGUAUACUCUUAGCGAAGGCGUUCCGGCAAUUAUGGCAGCAAUGUGACGACGAAAUCAUGUCUAUCAGGGAUUGGGAAUGCAUACCUCGUGGAUUUACAGCGAUACGACACGUUCACAUGAGCAACGUGGGAAAGUUUGGUCUGGCAAGGCCCCACGAGUCCAAUGGACUCGUGUAUGUUUUAGCUGGCAAUGUCACGGGUCAGCAGCAGGGAAUAUUUCCCACCUAG